This is a messenger RNA of Ochlerotatus camptorhynchus, 2311 nucleotides long. RefSeq lists its product as uncharacterized. The transcript has 5 exons. The coding region runs from base 1127 to 1621 and encodes 164 amino acids. Gene Ontology annotation, molecular function: protein-macromolecule adaptor activity. Lineage: Eukaryota; Metazoa; Arthropoda; Insecta; Diptera; Culicidae. Gene Ontology annotation, cellular component: membrane; endoplasmic reticulum. The record is from RefSeq and is a predicted model, not a curated record.
UCGCCUUCUGCGGAUACAUAAUUUUCCUGGUUCAGCUGAAACAAUCUCAAUCUGCUCUCCGUCGUCGCCUGCAUGCUGCUCUGCUGAAAGAAAAACUGACAGAAUACUAGCGCAUAGUGUGCGGUGCGGAGUUUGUACGACAAUAUUGUUGAUCACUGGUACGACCGUACGGCGCGUGGCCAUUUCCGCAUCUGCAUUCCGCUGCGCGGUGGGAGUAAUUAUUAUCUUGUCUGACCGCAUUCGGAGCGGACCAUUCUGUCCCAGCUAAACAGUGAUGAGGUGCUGCGGGUGGAAAAUAAGUGCCAUUUUCUAGCGCAGAGAUAACCGGCCGAAAAUUGAGGUGACAUUUUGUCAUAUCGGUAGCGCAGAGUGCUGUGAGGUGAAGGUGAAAACUCAUCAUCAAGAAAAAUUCGAUCCACCAAAAGGAAAAGCCGUCGCAAGGCGAAGAACAACAUCAACAAGAAGAGUCGAACAGGCACCACAAAGUAGCAGUGUGUAGUGUUAUUUUCCGCUUUGGCCCGUUGUCAAGAGUGUCGUGUGUUGUUCGUUCUUGCUCUCUUUCUCACCAUCUGCCCCCUUCGAUUUCGCGAGUUUGUGAGUGUGAGUCGGUGUGUGAAUUGAACACAGUGUUAUUGUUUUUGUCGUGUGUUGGUGGUAAACAACGGCCUUCUCCGGCUCUGUUAACCCCACUCCCGAAUGUAUGGUCGGUCGAUUGAUACUGUAAGUUUGAAUUUUUGAUGAAUUACUCUGUUCCUUACGAACACGGAUAAAGCAACACGUAGGGCGGUGUGAGCGGAAGAAUAGUCGAUUUCCAAGUUCCGUAAUUCCGGAUUGCUGAAUAAUUAACCAUCGGAGCAAGGAAUUCGAUCGUUUUUUGCCGCCAGUCGUCACGCCGUAUAUUCUUAGAGGUCAUCUAAUCCCUCACCAGAGCAAGAACGCGAGCCGUGGGAGGAAAGCAACUCUGCGCGAUCAGUACACAACAACAACAACAAAGUAACAAUCAAUCCAAGCAGGCCAACAAUAAUCAACGAGUGUCAAAUCAAGAAAGAACAAAGGGAACAGCAACAUUGUUGUGUAGCGGGUGAAUUUAGAAUCAAAUAGCAACAUUGUGUGAGACGGUAGCGAAAUGGAGCGGAAACUGUUGUACGCCUUCCGAGGGUGGAUUGCAUUCGUAGCCUUCAUGGACCUGGGGACGGCCGUGCGGUGCUACAUCGAGCGGAGAAGCUUCCUGGGGGAUCACUCCGAGACGCAGUUCAUCGAAGGCGAUUACACCAUCUCCAGAAUACUGGGAAUUUAUUGUAUUCUGAAAGCCGUGGCCCUGGUACACUGCACCCUCUACAUCCACUACAAAGCAGUCGUCAGCAUGGGAGGCUGCUCGCUGGCCAUCACGAUGGUACUCUACAUGACCGAGGCCUUGUACUUCCGCUCGACGACGCUCAACUUUUACGUCAUCUUUCCGUGCAUCCUCAACUCGAUGACCCUAGUUGGGCUGCUUUACAUCCCCCGACGGCUGCGGCUGUGGGACCAACGUGGCGACAACGACGAUGAAAACUCCCAGCUCCUGAAGCAGAUGGGCGGCUACAAGAAGCGUUCGCGGGCGCACAAAAACAAAACACCCUGAAUUUUCUUCGGGAUGGUUUAGCAAUAACCUCCCUCACUACUCGCAUUUCCGGCCAUUUGGCCAGCCGUCACCUUCUUGUUCUUUCGUUUUCUUCGUUUCCAGUAGCAAGCAUGAUGACAUUUUUUCGAGAGGAUCAACAACAACAACUACGUAAGGUACGUUCGAUACUAGUCAACUAUUUUUACUCUUGGGAAAUGUAGAAAAUGUCGAAAUCCUAACUACAAAAGACACACACACACAUUUAAGCGAAAAGCGAAAUGAUUAAAAUGUAAACAACAACAACAACAACAACAACAACAACAAACACAAUGUGAACAUGAAAAGCUUUAAUACAUUUAUAGAGGAAAACAACAACCAAUUAACCAAUUGAAACCAAUUAAGAGUAAUCACUUAAAUCAAUUUGUAGGGUAAUUCAAUAGCUAUGUAAUGAAAUCAAUUGAAAACGAAAAUCGAACAGAAUAAAAAAAACCUAUAAAAAAAAUAAUGGGAGAGGCACUCAUUUGCACUCGAACCAAAAAAAAACAAACCAAACGAGGAGACAGAUGUAUAAAUCACCAUCCCGCGUUGAGGUAAAUGAAAUUGAAGAGCGCUUUUUACACUGUUUAAUAAACACAAAUUAAAUCGAAAUCAGAAACCCCAAAUCGAUAACGCAGUUGAGAUAUAAAUUUUUCGAAAUCAAAAACACACCCA